UAAUUGGGUGUUCACUAUGUUGCUCUAGGUUUUUGUUUGACUGUUUUCCAGAACGUCUAUGAGGUUUUAUAGCAAGAUUCUGUUUUUUUCCUUAUGUUUCCAUGAGAGAAUUCAGCACUUCCUACCUCACCAUUUAGGUGACAUUAAUCUACAUGUUAAAUUUUAAUUGGCUUCACAACAUUCCCUUGUAUCAAUGUUUCACGAUUUCCCUAACUCCUCCCAAUUUUAUUAUAAUUUAACUUGUUUACAGAUUUUUCUUUUAUGGAUAAUGUUGAGCAAGAUAAUAAAUUAUAUAAAGUAUCAUUUACAUCAUGACAAUUUUCAGAAGUUCUCUAACUAGGUAAAAUGUAUGAACAAAGAUUCUGCUUGCAUACAGCACACAGUAAAAACUAUUAAUAAUUAACCUCCCAUAAGCACUUUGCUAGAAUGUCUGAUUUUGGUAUCAUUUUCAGGAUUUCACCCCCAUCCGUAAGCAAAAUAAUUUUGCUGGUGGGAAAUGUCAAAAGGCAAAUUUAUUUUCAUUUGAUGUUUUCAUUCUUUAUUAAGUGCUGACAUUUUGAAAAAUGCUUAUUAGUCACUCCUUUAAGUUGUGUGAUUGUGUGUGUGUGUGUGUGUGUGUGUGCUGUAAUAUAGUUAAUUGUUUCAACUGACGUUUGGUCAAGAUUGGGCUUCAUAAUUAGAAAAACCAAAAAGAUUGGUAUGUGGAGGUUUCUAGUCUUAACAUAUGGUCAAUAAUUGCUCAGCAAAUCCCAUGCAAUAAUUUACAGUAAUGUAAGUGGAUCCAGAAUUGUAAAUUUACUUAUUAAAAAUAUGAGGUAAAAUAUUUCCAAGCAAUUAGUGAUUUAUUAAUCAUUAUACAAUACUUAAUAUUAUUCUGAUAAAAAACCCAAACAAGUUAAUUGCCUUCAAAUAUUCCUUGCUCCAUGGCUACUGAUUUAAUCAUGCUCCUCCUGCAAUAUUUCUGCUAACAUUGGUCAGUACAGUUGGGGUGUUACCUUCCUGUUAUUCACAGCCUGUGAGGGCAGAAGAAAAAAUCAGAGUCUGCUUAGUCAGAGGAGCAACAGGCAAUGGACCCCAAAUGCCAGUGUCUGGAACUUAAUGAUGGCCACUUCGUUCCCAUUCUGGGAUUUGGAACCUAUGCCCCUGAGGAGGUUCCUAAAAGUGAAGCCCUGGAGGUCACCAAAUUUGCUAUUGAUGUUGGGUUCCGCCAUAUUGACUGUGCUCAUUUGUACCAAAAUGAAGAGCAGGUUGGACAGGCCAUUCGCAGCAAGAUUGCAGAUGGCACUGUGAAGAGAGAAGACAUAUUCUACACUUCAAAGCUUUGGUCCACUUUCCUUCGACCAGAGUUCGUUCAACCAGCCUUGGAAAAGUCACUGAAAAAUCUUCAACUGGAUUAUGUUGAUCUCUAUAUUAUUCAUUUUCCAGCGGCUCUGAAGCCAGGGGAGGAACUUUUUCCCAAAGAUGAAAAUGGAAAAAUGAUAUUUGACACUGUGGAUCUCUGUCGCACUUGGGAGGCCCUGGAGAAGUGUAAGGACGCAGGACUAGCCAAGUCCAUCGGGGUGUCCAACUUUAACCGCAAACAGCUGGAGAAGAUCCUGAACAAGCCGGGGCUCAAGUACAAGCCCGUCUGCAACCAGGUGGAAUGUCAUCCUUAUCUCAAUCAGAGCAAACUGUUGGACUUCUGCAAGUCAAACGAUAUUGUUCUUGUUGCCUAUGGUGCUCUGGGAUCCCAACGAUUAAAAGAUUGGGUGAACCCGAGCUACCCAGUUCUCUUGGAGGACCCAGUUCUUUGUGCCAUUGCAAAAAAACACAAGCAAACCCCAGCACUGAUUGCCCUUCGCUACCAGAUGCAACGUGGGGUUGUGGUCCUGGCCAAGAGUUACAAUAAGAAGCGGAUCAAAGAGAACAUGCAGGUUCUCGAUUUUGAAUUAACUCCAGAAGACAUGAAAGCAAUUGAUGGUCUCAACAGUAAUGUACGAUAUUAUGAUUUACUCUUCAUUUCUGAUCACCCUGACUAUCCAUAUUCUGAAGAAUAUUGAUUAUGAGUGAUCCACCAUGGUUGUAUCAGAAUUGAUUGAUUCUAGGGGUGUGGAGAGAAUUGCUAUAAUCAUUGGAGCUAAUUAAAAUCUGUGUCUCUA
Molecule: messenger RNA, 2138 nt
Organism: Orcinus orca (killer whale)
Lineage: Eukaryota; Metazoa; Chordata; Mammalia; Artiodactyla; Delphinidae
Product: dihydrodiol dehydrogenase 3
Exons: 9
Coding region: 1068-2039 (323 amino acids)
Biological process (GO): daunorubicin metabolic process; prostaglandin metabolic process; doxorubicin metabolic process
Cellular component (GO): cytosol
Molecular function (GO): ketosteroid monooxygenase activity; bile acid binding; aldose reductase (NADPH) activity
Source: RefSeq, a predicted model, not a curated record